Lachancea mirantina is the source of this 894-nucleotide messenger RNA. The record is from the annotation of a GenBank genome assembly. Lineage: Eukaryota; Fungi; Ascomycota; Saccharomycetes; Saccharomycetales; Saccharomycetaceae.
AUGAGCGUUUCAGACAAAAUCGAGGCUCAUUGGCAUAAUGGCAAAGAGAAUGAUCUUGAAAACGCGGCGAACGGGCUCGAAAACGGUAUUCUUGAUGAAAAUUACGUGAAAAAGGGACAACUUUCAGGUGACAAAGCGUCAGAGGAGACACGCCGAGAUCUGGGGGAGAUCAUUGUGUACCUGCGACAGCUAGCCGACUCAAACGUAUCUAACACUGCCCUACUGCAGCAUGUGGAUAGUACUGUUGUGCAAACGCAAGUCGAACUUGAUGGUCUGGCUGCGCGAAGUUCGAACAACAAUAAACACCUGCAGAGCUUGUUGCUGUCGACUCAGGAUGUUAAAAAGCUACAGAGCUUGAUUCAGCUGCUGAGCGAGCGUCUGAACGAGGACAACGGCUCCAAAAGCAUGCGAAAUGCAGGCUGUGACCCGACAAUCGAACAAGAGUUGCAAAUGUUUCGGGAAAAGCACGGCACGUUAGAAAGGCUUUCGCUUGAAAUAAUGUCCAAAGAGACACAGCUCAAGCUUGUGGAGCAGGCGCUGGCGCAUUCUACUGCAAGACUUGAGGAUCGCAAAAACGAGUUCGAAUCGCUUCGCAAGUCUCACCUUGAGCUCGACGACCGCAUUAAUCACGAUUUAAUACAGAAAUGGCAAGAUAUACAGGCAAACACAGCAUUUUCACGAGAACUACUCAAAGAGCAGGGCGGCCCAGUGCCGCUCUCGAAGAUGAACCGAAUUACGUCGAUGCUCCGUAGCAAAUCAGGUGUUCACGAAGGACGACGAGUCAUGUCGUUGAACAUCGCGGACACGUUCCGGCCUUCCACGCCCCCGCCAAAUAACUCUGACGACGAGAUAGACAAAGAAUCUGACCCACCAGUGGAUAUGAACCAGCAAUGA